Jatropha curcas is the source of this 735-nucleotide messenger RNA. Lineage: Eukaryota; Viridiplantae; Streptophyta; Magnoliopsida; Malpighiales; Euphorbiaceae. The record is from RefSeq and is a predicted model, not a curated record.
AGAUAGGCCUACUCGCUGCGGUGACUGUGUCGUUUUUAAGAUAAUCAUAAUAUCAAUUAAACCAGGCACAGAAGUUCUUGGAAGAAUACCUGGAACUGAUAUGUUUUGUGAUGUUCUGCAAUAUCCUAUGGCUCUUGAGACUCCUUCUGUGCUUGUAAUCCGUGUCAAGUCUGGCUUCCUCUGUUUUGCAAAUGCCAACUUAGUCAAGCACAAUAUUAUAAAAUGGGCAACAGAAAAGGAAGAAGAAGAGAACAUCAAAGGAAAUGUGAAAAGGAAUGUCCAACUUGUGAUUCUUGACUUGUCCAAUUUAACAAGCAUUGAUACAGCAGGAAUUGCUUGUUUGGAAGAACUGCGUAAGAAUCUUGUUUUAAAUGGAAUAGAGAUGGCCAUCACUAACCCAAGGUGGCAAGUGAUUCACAAGCUAAAAUUAGCCAACUUUGUGAACAAAAUUGGAGAAAGGAUUUUCUUGACAAUUGAUGAAGCAAUUGAUGCAUGUCUCAGUUCUAAAAUGGUUGCCAUUUAAGUGAAAAGAAAAUUAUGUCUAUUAGUAUGCUUUCUUUCCUUUUCUUUUUUUUUGUGUGUCGUGUGUGGUCUUGUCUGUUUGUAUGAUUGUGUAAUAGAUAUGGGAAAUGUAAUAAAAAUGUGCUUUUCAUCUCCUCUAGUUAGGACACUAUAGUUGAAGUCCGAGAGGGAAAAAGCACCGAUGUUUAUGUAGAAUAUAAAUUUUACAUGUCA